AUGUGCAUAAAGAUAACAAUAUAUAUGCUUAUGUGCACUGCCGCCUGUUUUUGCGCGAGUGAGGGUUUGACAUUAUCUGGGCCUACUUACGUAGAAAAUCAUGAACAGAAAUACAAUAUAAGAAAAACAACACAUAAAUCAUUCUUAGGCAGUAAGAUCAAGUACGACGUGGGUGAGAAUUUGUUUUAUAAUAAAAUAGAAAAUGCACCAGUCCAAGUAGAACAAAAGAAUAUACCCUUUCUCCAGCUUAAAAUGAAGUGCUUAAAAAUAAUUAAUACUAUCCGGAAUAGCAAGACCUAUCUAGUAGCAAUCAUAGCUACAAGCAGCAUCUUUACUCUUUUCAUGGUUAUGUGCAUAGUUACAUACAUAAUGAGCAAGUGGCAUCUGCUGGCACUAAACGACUGCAAUAGCAUGAUAGAGAACAAUGCAUACACAUGCUAUAUACAGAAUGGAAGAUAUGUAGAAUUACUGAGCCCAAUAGGAUAUAACCAGAUAGACUACACCAAUGUAAAUAGUACUACUGCACUGCAGCCAGUGUGUGCAGCAACUGUUUCUACACACGCAGAAAAUGCAAACCAGAGCGUGCUGAGAGUAAUGGAGGAUUUGUGCUAUGUGACAACAAACAGAAUUCUUUUGCCAAUUUCUAGAUAUAUAAAGAAUAAUUUGACCCUAUCUGGAGAGUCGAUCCCAACAAGAAAAGAGAUCACUGACAUUGCCACUCUGCUUAAUUCAAGCAUACACAAUGAAAUGCCAAGCUCAUUUAAAAUUGCUCUAAAUUCAGUUGAUAUAACCCCAUACUAUGAAAUACUUGACAAUGAGUUUAUUCAUAACUCUCAAGCUUGCUGGUCUGGUAAUUAA
Molecule: messenger RNA, 858 nt
Organism: Nematocida parisii ERTm1
Lineage: Eukaryota; Fungi; Microsporidia
Exons: 1
Coding region: 1-858 (285 amino acids)
Source: RefSeq, a predicted model, not a curated record